Molecule: messenger RNA, 591 nt
Organism: Phascolarctos cinereus (koala)
Lineage: Eukaryota; Metazoa; Chordata; Mammalia; Diprotodontia; Phascolarctidae
Source: RefSeq, a predicted model, not a curated record
AUGCAAGAUAAUGUGUUGGAAUACAGCAUUGUCAUCACCUGGGACAAUCUACCAGUGACACACAGACCUGUUACUUUCCACUUAAGCGGGGAUCAAGGACUGCUGAUGGAAGUAAAUGCUCCCUACUUCCAUGACCCUCCAGCACUGCCUGGUGGCCCAGGCCAAGUUUUUAAUGGACUCUGGGAGUUUGAAAUUGUGGAAGCAUUUUUUCUGAACAGCACAACCAAAGAAUAUUUGGAAGUAGAACUUUGCCCAUAUGCACAGCGUUUAGUCCUCUUGCUUUCCAGUGGUGAUGCUUUUGCAAAAGAGUUGGAUUUAAAUUUUAGGGCUGACAUAGGUAGGAAUGAGUGGAAUGGAACUACACUUCUUCCUUGGGAAUAUUUCCCACCUGGAAUUGACAAAAUGAAUUUAUAUGCCAUCCAUGGAUCUGGGGAUAGAAGAAUUUAUGAAGCUCUUUAUCCAAUACACCAUGAAGAGAUUGCAGCUGGACAAGUGCCCAAUUUCCAUUGCCUGGAGUAUUUCAAACUCUUUGAUCUGAAGUGGGUGAUGGGAGACGACUGGGAGCAGCCCCAUUCAAAGCUGCUGUUUUAG